Molecule: messenger RNA, 5483 nt
Organism: Oncorhynchus kisutch (coho salmon)
Lineage: Eukaryota; Metazoa; Chordata; Actinopteri; Salmoniformes; Salmonidae
Gene: acin1b
Product: apoptotic chromatin condensation inducer 1b
Exons: 16
Coding region: 87-4397 (1436 amino acids)
Biological process (GO): RNA splicing
Cellular component (GO): precatalytic spliceosome; ASAP complex
Molecular function (GO): RNA binding
Source: RefSeq, a predicted model, not a curated record
CCGAACGGUGACGUUGGCGGGGAUUCGGAGGACGUAGCGACGCCUGUUGGAGCUCCCGUGAGUCGACAGAGCGACAGGAAAGCAAAAUGGCGGAUGAAGAUGUUACGCUGGAUGGUAAAUCGCUACAAUCGCUCCGUGUGGCGGAUUUGAAAGCCGCUUUGGAGCAUCGACACCUCCCUAAAAGCGGGGCAAAAAAUGCGCUCAUUAAGCGACUGAAGGGGGCUCUGAUGUUGGAAAAUGUUAAGAAGACUUCCACUUCCCACAUUGGGCUUCAGCCCAACUCCCAGAUUGGGGAGGAGAUGAGCCAGAACAGCUUCAUAAAGCAGUACCUGGCUCAGCAGCAGGAGCUCCUUCGCCAGAGGCUGGAGAGAGAGGCCCGGGAGGCGGCAGAGGUCGAUGGGGAAACAGGCCCAGAGGAGGAGGAGGACGAGGAUGAGGAGGAGGAGGACACAGAGCAGGACAACGACAGUGCUUCCUACCAUCCUGACAAGCAUUGCCCCAUACCCUCUCAGCCCCCACUGACCCGGGCUGAGGAAGGAGGUGGAGGAGGGACAAUGAUGAUGGGGCAAGGAAUGAUGUCCCAGGGUAUGGGCAAAGGGACGAUGUCUCGCAGACCACACUUUGGCCCAGGCUCCGUGCCCCAGGAGUCCCCUGACGCCCCUGGCUCCUGGACGCAGCAGCGUCUCUCACUCCACACUGGCCUCCGCCACGAGGAGCUCACCACCCCCUCACCACCCCGCGCUGUGGCCUCCCUGUCUGUGCGUGUCCUGGGGGACCCCGAGCGCCAGGGCCUGCCACCCUCCAUGCCCCCCCGCGUCCAGGCCCAGGAGAAUGAAGGCACCGCCCCGGCGGAUGACGACCGACCCGCCCACUAUGUGCUCCACCUCAGCCGCUCCGCUCGGGCAGCAGCCAGCGCCGGGGGUAACCGCGUCCAGGAAGACAGCGAUGAUGAUGACAGCAGUGAGGAGGAUGAAGAUGAGUGGGGACCUGCGGCGGGGGCAAGAAGAGGUGGCGGUGGAAGAGGACGUUCCCCUCCCCCUCGGCCCCAGCAGCCUUCCCCCAGCAUCCCAGUGGGCCGAGAGAGGUCCAGACGCAAGCUCCAGCCUCCGCAACACAUCCCCCCUCAGCAGGUAGUACACCAGCCCCCCAUGCAGCUCCGCCAGCCCACCCCGCCCCCCUCCCCUCCUCCAGAGCUCUCCUUUCCUCUACCCGACACCCCCAAGCAGAGCCCGCCCGACAUGGAUGAGGAGCCAGAAGGAGCAGGGGCUGGGGUAGCCGUCCGCUCCCCUCCAGGUGGCCUCCAGAGGCACGACUCUGACUCCAGCUCCCGCUCCAGCAGCCCAGAGCCCCUGGCCCAGCGGCGGCCCGGACCCCUCUCCCUGCUCGCCCGCAAGAUGGCUUCCGAGGGAGCAUUCGGGAAGAGAGGUGAGGGUGCCUCAGACGGCCAGACAGGUCCUGGUGGGGAGUCAUCCGGAUCAGGAGAUGGCGGUAGCAUCGUCCCAGGAGCAGGACCGGGGGUUGGGGUAGUCCUGUUCCCUGGGGCUGCUAUCACCCAUAUCGGAGGCAGCAGCGCAGCGCACUCCGGAACCGUCCCUGUACCCGAGGUCCCUGCACCAGUGUCUAUGUUUGGAUCAGGGGCCCAGUUCCAUCCUCUCUCUCUGGUGUCUGGAGCAGCUGUCCCAGGCAUCACCCUCACCGUGGAGCCCCAGGGUACAUCUGGAGAGACGGCACAGAAGAGAACGGAGAAAGAGGAGAAACAGGUAGAGCGUGAGAGUUGCCUGCCGCCAUGGAAGCACGGACGUGAUGUGACGUCUGUGUCCUCGCCGUUUGGGUCUGGGGGGUCAGAGGUGCCUGCGGUGCACCAGGGGGACAGCCCGAAGAAGUCACCCUUCGGCAGUGACGAACCCCUCUCCUCCCCUCCCGGCUCAAUCGCCUGCCUGCCUGCUCUCGCCCCCAAGAAGCCCCGCAUGUUCUCCGACACCUCAUCCGGCUCCAUGGCAUCCCCUCCCAAACCUGGGCAACAGGGGUCUGUGGUGGUGACCACGCCAGGGGAACCCCCCCUCAAACAGGAAGUCCUCGUCUCAGGGGCCCAGCAGGACACAGACAACACCAUAGAGAUCACCUCACCGAACAAGGCGUCCGCGGAAAAGCCUGGAUGGAAAACUGGAGGAGAAAUUGUAAAGAUGGAGAAGGAGAGUGACAGCCAGGCAGAAAAGGCGACACCGAAAGCCGCCGGCGAGACCAGGAGAAGAGGACCUGAAGAGGCUGUUGAGGUUGAGCCCAUGGGGCCUGCUCUGCCCCCCUCUUACCCUGGUAAGGGAGAAGAAGAGAAGAAGCGGAAGGAAGAUGUGAGGAAGAAGGAAGAAGAGCGGUGCAGGCAGAGGAAGAGGACGAGCGACAGGAGUUCGUCGCCCUCCAGUGGUGGCGACUCUUCAUCCUCCGACUCGGAUUCUGGAUCCUCUUCAUCACAUUCCUCUGGCUCCACCUCCUCCCGGGACAAAAAAAAGAAAUCUGUCCCGGGAAAAGGAAGAGGGGAUGAAAGGAGAAGACUGGAAAAAGGAGGAGAGAAGAAACAGCCUUCCAGGGAGAAGAAGCAGUCUUCCCUGUCGGAGCCGUCCGGCCCUGGCCCUAUGGAGGUGGAAAGACCAGACCCAGAGGACUCCAGGGCCCCCCAGCCCACCCCCGAAGGGGACCCAGAGAACAGUGAGGGCCGCAUGGAGGAGAGCACCACUCCUAAAGCUUUGGCCACACGCAACAUCUCUUUAACCACAGGCAGUAAGACGUCUCCAGAGGGAGCAGGAGAGGCAGAGUCUGGGACCGCCGCGGGGAGGAAGAGGAGGUGGGGAUCCUGCAUGGCCGUCACCACCAAGAAACCCUCCAUCAGCAUCACCACAGACUCUCUGAAGUCUCUGAUCCCAGACAUCAAGACCAGUCAGGAGGCUGUGAUGGAUCUCCACCCAGACGACAGCCAGCUGUCUGGGGACGAGGACACCUCCACCACCAGGGAGGACCAGGGCCUGGACAAAGACCUUAAGAUCAGACGCACCGUCACACAGGUGGUCCCAGGUGAAAGCCAUGAGAAUGGCCGGGGAGAACGAGAGGAGGAAGAGGAGAAUAAACGGGAGCGUGAGAGGACACACAAAGAAAAGCGAAAGAACAGCUACUCAGAAGAUGGCAUGGUGUGUCAGUCCUCCACAACACACGACGCCAACGCCAAGAAAGUCACUCCCAGUGAUACUCUGGUGCGUCGCUCCAUCAGUCAGCAGAAGUCUGGUGUGUCUGUUACCAUCGACGAUCCAGUCCGCACAGACAAACUGCCCUCUCCGCCCAGAGGCAAAGUCUCCAGCAUCGUCCACGUCUGUAACCUGGUGCGACCUUUCACCCUGGGUCAGCUGAAGGAGCUGCUGAACAGGACAGGCUCUGUGGUGGAGGAGGGCUUUUGGAUCGACAAGAUCAAAUCUCACUGCUACGUCACUUACUCCAGCACAGAGGAGGCUGUGGCCACACGAGCUGCUCUGCACAGGGUGAAGUGGCCCCAGAGCAACCCUAAGGUCCUCAGUGUGGACUUCUGUGAGCAGAACGAGCUGGACUUCCACAGAGGUCUGCUGACCGUGGACCCCAGAGAGGAGCACCGGCCCCAGCCUGCCGUGGGUCCUGGAGGUCCCAAAGUCCGACCGGGGGGGCUGCCCCCUCUGAUGCCUGAACGGGACGGGCGCGCGGACCGCGGGGCUGUCGGAGGGGUGCGGGACCAGUGGGCGGAGAGAGAGAGGGAGAUGGAACGCCGGGAGAGGACCAGGGCGGAACGCGAGUGGGACCGGGACAAGGUGCGAGACUUCGGAGGAAAACCAGGAGAGGAGAGGGAGAGAGGGAGGAGAUCUCGCUCCCUGGAUAGAGAGAGGAGGCGAAAGGAGAGGGAAGGGAAGGAGAAGAAGAUCGACAAAAAGGCUGUUCCAACAGAUGAACCUCCUGUCAAACUACUAGACGACCUCUUCAAUAAGACCAAAGCAGCUCCCUGUAUAUACUGGCUUCCCCUCACUGAGGAACAGGCAAACCAGAGGGGGAAGGAACGGGAAGAGCGACAGAAAGAACGAGAGAGGAGGCGGAAAGAACAGCAGGAGGAGGAGGACAAGAAGCGAGAGGAGGAGAAGAAGGAGAGAAUGAAAAGUAGAGAGGAGGGAGGCGCUGCGGUCAGCACUGGAGGUGGGAGUGUCCGGGGAUCUGAGGGAGACAGGGACAGAGAGGGGGAGCGAGGGAGGGACAGAGAGGGGGAGCGAGGGAGGGACGGGGACAAGAGGAAGGACAUUGGUGGUUUGAAACCCAAAGGUCCCGAUGUUAAACCCUUGUCGGGGUUCCGACACUCCCGUAGCCGUAGCAACCUCCGAGACAGACGCCGCUGAGCGGGGUCACAGUGACGGAGAGAGGAGGCAGGGGCGGGGGAAAUGAAGGAUGCAAUCAUGUCCCCCUCCUUUCACCUUAAAAUACUUCCAUUAUCUCCAUGGUAAUAGUCUGUUCCUCCUUACUAGUCAACUGUCCUUUAGGCCAGGGAGACUCCAGUUUAGAAAAGCCCUCCUCACAUUUACACGUAUAAACUACCUGGUCACAUGUUGAUUGUUAGUGAAGUGAAACUGGCUCCUAAAUGGUACCCUAUCUCCUGUAUGCAGACCCUCGUUGACAGUAUUGUCCUAUGUAGGGAAGGAUAUGGUGCCAUUUCAGACAUUCUCUCUUCCUCCGUCGUCUGUCUGUCUGCCCACGUAUUGGGUGUAUGUGGGUCUUCCUCAUACGAAGCAGUUGAGAGGCCUAUGCUGAGCUCUGUAAAUAGUCCUACAUUUUAACCAGAGAUGGAAACAAAGGGUGGGGGUUUGGCUCCCUCUAGCUUAUGUGCGCGGCACUCUUGAGGCUUGGAACGAAGUAAUAAUCCAUUUCAAAAUAGCAGACCAGCCUACAAACAAUUUUUACUAUUCCAAAAUCCUCUCAAGUAAUUUUUUUCUACUACCCAUACCAAGGCCCUUUGUAGGGUCAUGUGAAGGUUAUAUUUUCUCCUUUGAUGUUUUAUGAUGAAUCUUGUUCAUCUCAGCCUUGGAUGGGUGUUCUAGUUUGUGGUGGUCUGAUAUCCCUCUCCACACAAUAAGGUUACAGCCGGUGAUGUCAUUACACUGAAAUCACACUAUGAAACUGUCCUUUUGCCUUGUCAGAUGGGUAGGGACAUUUGUGUGGGGUGGGGGACUGAUUUCAUAGACGCACACUUGGCAUGCAUACUGUCAUGGGUGGUUUGGGUGGGGAGGGGAACCUAAAGCACUGAGAGAAUCCGUGUGGCACUGGAAUGACAUAACUGUCCCAUUUGUCUUUCUCCAGUCAUUCGUCAUUGGAUGAGAGUGAAACUUAAUUAUCUACCGUUUUAAUAUUAAUUUUAUGAUUUUAGUUUGAAACUUUUGUUUGUCUCCUGUAAGUGCUGAAUGUACAAAUUAAAAUAUAUGCAAAGUUAA